Molecule: messenger RNA, 786 nt
Organism: Drosophila elegans
Lineage: Eukaryota; Metazoa; Arthropoda; Insecta; Diptera; Drosophilidae
Exons: 3
Coding region: 64-579 (171 amino acids)
Source: RefSeq, a predicted model, not a curated record
AUUCUUCGGCCUUCCUCACGCCUUCCGGGUCGAUGUGGCCUAUAAUCGCUGGGGCCAGUCUGAAUGCUUGCCAAAAAUCCACUCCAAAAAAAGCUGGCUGCUCCAGAGGCCGUACGGACUGCGGAUAAGUACUUUUGUACGGGCACAUCCAAGGCCUCGACCAGCUCUCUGCCACCUUUACCAAGCAGACUAACACUCGCUCCAGUGUCCAACAACCCCGUCAGUUGCUUGGUCAGGACUCGGACUGCGGCGAACGGUCUGGGAUCUCGCGAUAAACACCGCUUCACGGCGGCCACUGCUUCGCGUCGGCAGUUCCGACGUUUGCGAAAUCGGUCCCUGGCCUUCUGCACCUUGCGAGACACCAUACGCAUCCCGCCUAACUGGUGCUCUGAGAAGAUUCUGUUCCUCGACUCUAGGUACCGCCGCAUAAGCUCUUCUUCUCUGCGGAACUCCUGUCUGGACGCAUCCUCUCCGCCCUUGGAUCGCCCAGCCGACCGUUUUCCGCACACGGUGUCGGGCACACAUCGCUGUGUGAAAAUUCGCCAGUUAAGGACUUCGGCUGUUUGCAGGAUCGCAUAGGAAUUUCUUUUAGACUUUACGUUUUUCAUUCAAGUCGCGGUGGCCGAGCAGCGCGUGACGACGUCACGGGUCACGACCACACAUUUAAGUUUUAAACCGAUAUGAUAUGAAAACGCAAAUCCCAAGAAAACCCAAGGAUCUGCACAAAACAAACAACUACACUGUAACCCCAAAACAAAACAUUCAUUAAAAUUACGUUAACAAAAA